AGACUCCUAUUACAUCUACUGAGUCUCCGUUUCAAACUAAUGAGGCAACUUUCAGUUUUCAACCGGCCUUUCCAUCACAGCCUUUCUCUGCACCGGUGACCUUUAGUAAUAACUUUGGUAGUGGAUUAAAUCUAAAUCACCCAACAACUCCACCAAUUUUUAAUAUGAACGGUGAUGGCCAAGUUUUUCAGAAUGGAACGAACACUGAUGUACAAAAAAAUAUACAAUCAAGUAACGUUGAUAGGCCAAUAGCCAAAUUGC
Messenger RNA from Racocetra persica, 261 nucleotides. The record is from the annotation of a GenBank genome assembly. Lineage: Eukaryota; Fungi; Glomeromycota; Glomeromycetes; Diversisporales; Gigasporaceae.